This is a messenger RNA of Acomys russatus (golden spiny mouse), 1768 nucleotides long. It is a transcript of the gene Lipc, whose product is annotated as lipase C, hepatic type. Gene Ontology annotation, molecular function: triacylglycerol lipase activity; apolipoprotein binding. Gene Ontology annotation, biological process: lipid metabolic process. The transcript has 10 exons. The coding region runs from base 93 to 1643 and encodes 516 amino acids. The record is from RefSeq and is a predicted model, not a curated record. Lineage: Eukaryota; Metazoa; Chordata; Mammalia; Rodentia; Muridae.
GGCCUUCCCCAGCUGAGUACCAAUAAGUAUUCUGGUCUCUUCAGUUCUAGACGUUAACAAAAAGACCUCAGACCCCAGGUGAGGCGAGAGACAUGGGGAUUCCCCUCCAUAUCUGCAUAUUGCUGGUUUUGUGCACCUUUAUCCAGUCAAGUGCCUCUGGACAAGACGUGGGAACAGAGCCACUUGGGAGAAGCCAGGGAGCUACUGAUGCAAAGAAACCAUCCCGGGAGACAGAGACCAGAUUCCUGCUCUUCAGAAAUGAAAGCGAUCACCUGGGCUGCCAGCUCCGACUCCAGCGCCCGGAAACACUGCAGGAGUGUGGCUUCAACGCCUCCCAGCCUCUGGUCAUGAUCAUCCAUGGGUGGUCGGGCUCAGAAAGUGCUACCGUGGGGAAAAAUUCAGACAGUGAUUAUCAGGUGGAUGGCUUGCUAGAAACGUGGAUCUGGAAGAUGGCGGGCGCGCUCAAGUCCCGACAGUCCCAACCCGUAAACGUGGGGUUAGUGGAAUGGAUCUCCCUGGCUUACCAACACUAUGCUGUUGCUGUUCGUAACACCCGUGUUGUGGGCCAGAAGGUAGCUGCUCUUCUCCUAUGGCUGGAGGAAUCUGUGAAGUUUUCUCGAAGCAAAGUUCACCUAAUCGGGUACAGCCUGGGAGCGCACGUGUCGGGCUUUGCCGGCAGCGCCAUGGGUGGGAAGCGCAGGAUCGGAAGAAUCACAGGGCUGGACCCCGCAGGCCCUAUGUUUGAGGGGGCCCCCCCCAACCACCGUCUUUCUCCAGAUGACGCCAGUUUUGUGGACACCAUUCACACCUUUACCCGGGAGCACAUGGGCCUGAGUGUGGGCAUCAAACAGCCCGUUGCCCACUAUGACUUCUACCCCAAUGGGGGCACCUUCCAGCCCGGCUGCCACUUCCUGGAGCUCUACAGACACAUCGCAGAGCACGGCUUAAAUGCCAUACCCCAGACCAUCAAAUGUGCCCACGAGCGCUCAGUGCACCUCUUCAUUGACUCCUUGCGACACGGCGACCUGCAAAGCAUCGGCUUCCAGUGCAGCGACAUGGACAGCUUCAGCCAGGGCCUGUGUCUGAACUGCAAGAAGGGACGCUGCAACACUAUGGGCUACGACAUCCGCAAGGAUCAGUCAGGCAAGAGCAAGAAGCUCUUCCUCAUCACUCGAGCCCAGUCCCCCUUCAGAGUUUAUCAUUACCAGUUCAAGAUCCAGCUCAUCAAUCAAAUCGAGAAGCCGGUGGAGCCCACGUUUACCAUGUCUCUGCUGGGAACAAAAGGAGAAAUGAAGAGGAUUCCCAUCACAGUGGGUGAAGGAAUUACCAGCAAUAAAACCUAUUCCUUCCUUAUCACGCUGGACAAGGACAUUGGCGAGUUGGUAGUGAUCAAGUUCAAGUGGGAAAAUAGUGCGGUGUGGGCCAACGUGUGGAACACAGUCCAGACCAUCAUGUCAUGGGGCACGGAACCUCACCACGCAGGCCUCGUUCUGAAGACCAUCUGGGUCAAGGCUGGAGAGACGCAGCAAAGAAUGACAUUUUGCCCUGAAAACGAGGAUGACCUACUACUUCACCCCACCCAGGAGAAAGUCUUUGUGAAAUGUGAAGUGAACUCUCAAAGACUGAGGCGGAAGAGCAAAUGAGUCAAAGAGGCCCAUGCAAAAAACCAAAGAAACCUAUUUCUUUAUCUGUAAUGGUUGCCUUAUUUGGAAGCCAAAAUUACACAAAUAACCAAGCAUAAAUUUAAAUAAAGAUUAUAUGUAAAGGA